GUCCUUCGGAAAAGUAAUUGGAACGUCAUGUCUAGCAAGAAAUCGCUUCCGGAAAAAUACUCGGUGCAGUUCGAUAGCAAAGAGACGCCAGCUGAAGCCACCAGCCAUGGAAAACUUGCAGACUGUUAAUCCGGAGUUGACCACCAGAGGGAGCUUUUAUAUCCGUUUUCUGAAUUUGAAGUCAAUCCCAGUGGCUUGUCUCUACAUUGCAAUGAUCAUCUUCUCCACCUACUGGCAGAAGUACACAAAACCUCUGGAGCUGCAGAAGACCCUAUUAGUCUACAACAUGGCCUGUAGCGUGAUGAGCCUGUACAUUACUCUGCUGUUCCUGCGUGGUCUUAGCAUCACAACUUCCAUAUUUGAAAAGGAGUUCUUUCCAGAAUUGUACCAUGCUUACUUUAUGUAUUGGAUAAUAAAAAAUGUGGAGCUGCUUGACACGGUCUUCAUGAUCUUAAGACAUCGCAAGCGUCAGAUCUCCUUCCUACACGUCUACCAUCAUUGCAGCAUGCUGGUUCUUAGUGAUCUGACGUACCAUUACUACCCAUGGCCGGCCAUUGCUCCUUUCCUUGCAUUUAAUUCAUUCAUUCAUGUCAUCCUGUAUUUCUACUAUGGGCAGAGUGCCUUGAAUCCUAUCGAACGACCUGCUUGGAAGAAAAAAUUGACACAGUUACAAAUCCUCCAGUUUUUUUUGGACUUGAUUCUUGCAACAUGGGGCUAUCUCUUUCAUGGAUUUUGUAUUUACAGUAUACUGUAUGGUUUGACAAUGCUGGCACUGUUCUUAAACUUUUAUCGCAAGGCUUUUAAUUCCAAAAAAGCAACAUAACCAUACUUACAAUUGUAAAAUCUGAUUUGGAUAUUAUUUUCCUUUCCUGUAAUUGUAAUAGCAUGAUUUAGAGUCUGACACAGUGUUAAAAUUUGAAUUGUUUUUAAAGUGUAGUUGUUGAAAUAAAGUAAAUAGAAUUUGAUGUGCUUCAACAAAUGAAAUAUUGAUAGAUAUGUAUAAAUUGUAAUUAUACAUGCUUCA
Molecule: messenger RNA, 1024 nt
Organism: Stegostoma tigrinum
Lineage: Eukaryota; Metazoa; Chordata; Chondrichthyes; Orectolobiformes; Stegostomatidae
Product: elongation of very long chain fatty acids protein 5-like
Exons: 3
Coding region: 107-823 (238 amino acids)
Biological process (GO): sphingolipid biosynthetic process; fatty acid elongation, polyunsaturated fatty acid; very long-chain fatty acid biosynthetic process
Cellular component (GO): endoplasmic reticulum membrane
Molecular function (GO): fatty acid elongase activity
Source: RefSeq, a predicted model, not a curated record